ACGAGGCCCCGCCCUUUCCGGCGCUCUCUGGGCCGCUUUUCCCGUCACUCCCCGCGAGGCCCGGCUUUUGGGGUCACCUUUCCGAGCCUUUGGCCUUCCGCUGUUCUCCGCUGCCGGCCCAGGCUCCCGCGCGCGGUCCUUUGCAGAAACCAGUCACGAUGUUACAGAACUUGAUGAAAUCUGUUUGGACUCCACUAAAGCCCUACUAUACCCAGGUUUACCAGGAGAUCUGGGUAGGAAUGGGUGUGAUGGGGUUAAUUGUUUACAAAAUCAGAAGUGCUGAUAAAAAAGCCAAAGCUUUGAAAGGUACAGAUUCAGCUGCUCCAGCUCAUGGACAUCAUUAACUGAAUUUACUUUAGGAUUAUGCAUGAUGUGAAACAUCAGGCUGGCUGUAAAUUUGGGCAUUUGACAGUAGAAGAAAGAAUGCAAGGAUUUCCCAUAUUAACUUUUAGACUUUUGUUCAUAUCAUGAAAUAAAGUCAUAUAUGUAUACAAGGUGA
This is a messenger RNA of Dromiciops gliroides (monito del monte), 499 nucleotides long. It is a transcript of the gene ATP5MJ, whose product is annotated as ATP synthase membrane subunit j. Bases 159 to 344 code for a protein of 61 amino acids. NCBI's taxonomy places the organism in Eukaryota, Metazoa, Chordata, Mammalia, Microbiotheria, Microbiotheriidae. The transcript has 4 exons. Gene Ontology annotation, cellular component: mitochondrion. The record is from RefSeq and is a predicted model, not a curated record.